Molecule: messenger RNA, 474 nt
Organism: Prunus armeniaca (apricot)
Lineage: Eukaryota; Viridiplantae; Streptophyta; Magnoliopsida; Rosales; Rosaceae
Source: the annotation of a GenBank genome assembly
AUGGAAAAGAAAGAGAAGUGCGGUUUGACUUACACCCAAUGCAAUUUGUGUUUUUGGGGUCUGAUCGUAGAUACAAUAGAUACUGGCUUUUCUUGGGCCCUUGUAAUGCAUAUGACCCAGGACAUAGAAGGGUUUAUAUCGAAUCUUCAGAAGAUGGUCACUGGGAGGUGGUCAGCCAAACGAGGCCUGAUCAGCAGUGGUGAUAUGGUUAGACCGGAUAAUUAUAAAAUGACGAUUGCAAGUGUCCUUGCAGCUUGUGCUCAUCUUGGUGCAUUUGAUCAUGGGUUCUGGGUGCAUGAAUUCACUUGCUGGAAGAAAUUCCUCGAGUGUCAUGAAUUUUAUUUCCACUCCGAUACCUCCCGUAGCAAUAAGUUUAGCAGUAAUUUUUGCUACAAUUAUGAUCAGUCCCAUGCUAGAAGGUUGGGCACUGAGAGCAAAAAGAGAUACCAUCAUAUGUUGUCACAAACUUCUUAA